AUGCGUGGUAGCGUUAUGCGUGGUAGCGUUAUGCGUGGUAGCGUUAUGCGUGGUAGCGAAGCCGAACAGUGCAGGGUGGCCCUUGGUGUAAUGGUUGCGGGUUUGUCUCUAUUACGAGCGUUGCUCGACGGUGGCGGUUCAAUGGAUUGCGAGAACGACCAAGUGAGUGUGAGAGGAUAUGCCUUUCUUUUAACGGGUCCGACGGAUUGGAAGUCAACGGAAAGGGAAUUGCGCGAUUCUGUCAUUCCGCAGCAGGGGUUGUACGGCUUCUCUUGGUCUUGGGCUUAUGACAUUCUUCUCAAUGAUUGGGAUCAUAUGAUCCCCUACGUAGUUAAACAAGAGUGGGAGCGGCAAGGUGGUUGUCGAACAGUUGCUACCCUUGCCCGAAUUGCUGCUAAGAUCGGACCAGGUCAAAUUCCUACCAUGUCCUAUUAUGAAUGUUCCUCUGAAGACCAUACGGAAAGAAUAGCGUUCACAGAAGAAGUGUUCGAAACAGUGUUCAGACGACAUUAUCAAAUCUGGUCUGACCAAUUUGGAUUUGACCAAUUUGCAAGAGAGUUUAAAGAGGCUUUAUUCCUCAGCAUGCGAGACCUGUUCAUUGACCGUCAAAUGGACGAAAGUGCUAUGGCAGAGACCAGUCAUGGACAAAAAAUUUUAUCGUGGCAGGAAUUAAGAUGCCGUCUUCUCUGCCGUCUUUGUGAACAUAUACGAACUUGGGGUCAAUGCAGCAGUCAUAUGGACGGUCACAGGGACCGUCACACGCACCGGAUUCCACCGGGGCUCAGCAGUUGGGUCCGGGCCAUGCGCUGUUCACGCCAACGCGACUUCGAUUCUGUCGAGAACCGGUUGUCGUGGAUGAAAUACGGAGAUCUCAUAUCAAGGAUGAGAGGGGGAGGAUACGGGUGCGGAAGUCGAGAGGACUAUUGGGUCGGUAAAGUGUGGGCGAAUGGAGUGACGCAUCUCCCGUGCUACUCAAUCCGUCUGUACGGUCCGGUGGGGUCAGAUGUGCACUUGGGUUCGCGUGCGUUCGAGUCCAGGGAUGCCCCCAAGCGUCAUGAAAUGAUUAUGGAAUAUUUUGAAGCGCAAGGUAAUAAGCUUAAACCUUGUAUUAUGGAAGUUGAUGAGAUUGUGGAUGAGAUAGCUACGGUAGGACUCAUACCAGAUUCCGACAAACUUUUGGUGACCCAGAUGGUUAUUGACUACUUGCUUAAGGACUGGACCCCCCCUUCAAACACCCCUUCCGUUGUCGUUUGUAGUGAGGUGCAGCCGAUUCGGAGGGCCGAAUCCCGUGGGCCGGCGUCUGCGAAAGACAAAUUACGGCGGCACAUUCGUGACGCUACCACUGCUGCGAAAUCCGAGGUGCUGAAGUCAGGCGUCGUGCCGGAUGAUAUUAGCGAAUUAGGGGUACCAUUUAGAAUCUCAAGAAAAUCUCCAGCGCCGCCGCUUCCUUUGUGUACGUUGAUGUGGGCCUACGACGUCCUCAAGUACGACUUGUUUCACGUACUACCUGUCAGGUACAUCCGUUCUGUGAAGCGUGUUCCCUCGGUGGUAGAAUUGGCCGGGUAUGCAGCGUCCAAGCUACCUUGCCGUGGUCAGCCUACGUAUCCGCUGCAUUCCUACCCACCUGUGCUGUACAACAACACUCAAGAAGUCACAAACUUUCGCGCGUGGGCAGACGACGCUAUUGCACGUCGGCUCCGGUUACGUAGAAUGCAGCGACGUCGGCUCUACUUGCCAUCCAAUCGUGAGGUUUGGAGUGCCAUCAAAACAAAAUGGGCGGAUAACCUUCUAGAAGAGUGCUGGGACAAAGCCAGUGUCUUAGGUACGGAAGAGGAGCUGGUUUCUGAAUCCGUUUUCUUCGCCACGGUUUAUUCUCACGUGUGCGAAGUUCUGCGGUCAGAGUAG
Gregarina niphandrodes is the source of this 1905-nucleotide messenger RNA. RefSeq lists its product as hypothetical. The record is from RefSeq and is a predicted model, not a curated record. Bases 1 to 1905 code for a protein of 634 amino acids. The transcript has a single exon. NCBI's taxonomy places the organism in Eukaryota, Apicomplexa, Conoidasida, Eugregarinorida, Gregarinidae.